AUCCGUUUUACCGCAGUUCAACCAAAAUGGUGGAAAAGUCCCAGUUUGGGUGCAAAAUUGUGUUGACGUGAAGUGAAUUGGAAAACCGAAAAAAGAAAACAUUUCACGUGUGCUCGACAAAAGAUCAAAUAAUUCCAUACAAAAUCGUUACCAGUUACCAUAAUAUUGACCCAGUCACAGGCAUUGACCGGGGACCGGUAACGAAAAAACCGACAGAGUUAAAAUAUCGUAAUCGAUAGAUUUUGAUGCGGGGGUUCGAUACGAUAUUAUCGAAAGUGCAUUGUUUUGUGUUGAUAUUCAAAUGUUCAUACCAUGAACGUAAUUGAAGAGAUUAACGAGCAGGAAGUGUACAACUAUUCGAAAAUAAUUCGGCCAACGUCUAUGCGUAGCACAUAUUGGAAAUUUUUCGGUUUUCCAGCUGAUGAUUCCAGUUCGAUAAUAACGCGACGUAGCGUCAUCUGCAGUAUCUGCGGCCUAGCCUUGUCCUACAACAAAAACACUAGCAAUUUAAAGUCUCAUCUCCGGACGAAACAUCCGGAACAAAUGAAUUUCACAUACACUCCUCCCGCAAAGAAAAUGAAAUUCAUUUACACGCCGACCAAUGACAACAGCGAACUGAAACAAGUGUACAGCAUAAAACAGGCAACAGGCGAUAUAAUUCCGAAUCCGGAUGAUUUGAUUGAAAUACUGGCCGAUGACGUGGAUGCCGACGACUUUCAAGAAAUGAACGAUGAGUAUCAAAUCGAGUAUUUGGCAGCGGAUGAUUUGAAUAAUUUUGAUGAAGAAACAUCCGUGCUGAAGACCGCCGUCUCCAACACCACCACCAACACUAAUGCAAAGACAUUGAAACGGAAAAACAGCGAAACGCUCAACAUCGAAUCGUCACUUAUUUCGCUGAUUGUUGACGAUCUGUUACCCAUUACAAUAAGCGAGGGUUCGGGUUUCAUAAAUUUCGUAACGUCCCUAUGCGGCAGUCGAGUACAGAUUCCGAACGCAAAGGCCAUCGAAAAGCAGAUACAACGUCUGUACCAAACCGACUAUGACCGACUCAGUCAAGGCCUUAAGACGGACAUAGACGACAAGUUCUUUUCGAUCGGAUUCGAGAAGUGGUGCAACAAGGAGGAAUUGACAUUCAUUACAACCCAUGUCAAUUAUGUGACCGAUGAUGAUCAAGUGAAUACGGUGGUACUGAAUGUUGUGGAUUCCAGCUAUGUUAGCGACUGGAAACAACAUUUCAACAUUUUGACGAUGGAAAAUUGCGUUGCGGCGAUUGCUGAUUUUGAUAUCAACGAGGAAGAGGCGCUGAAAAUGUUUCUGGAAAAUCUUAAGAUCCCAGUGAUCCCUUGCUUCCUCACCACAAUAGCCAAUGCUGCGACCAAAUGUCUGUCCAACAUUAAAACGGAGGACAUUUUCGCCAGAGCCAUCAACGUUUUCAACGAACUCAGUCGCUUCGUGUCCGACGUUCCCGAUCCGCCGAAGAUAAACAAAAGCUUUUGGAUGACCAAAAUGAACUUUUUCGAAUUCAUUUUCGAUUUUCUGGUGAAAAACAGCGACAAAAUCGAAGGCGACGCAGCUCAAUUGAUAAUUGAAGUGAAAACUGUUAUUGAUUGUCUGACACCGUUGAAGCUGACGCUGGAAACCGUUUCCAUGGAACAAAUUGCAAUGGCCUCCCUGAUACGACCAUUGACCUCUCAACUCUUAAACCUACAUUUUACAUUGGAUGGCGGUGCAACGGAUUUGGAGAAUGAAUUCAAUGCAAUCAUCCACAAAGAGCUGAAGAACACACAAUCCCUGGCGUCCGGCUUCCUGAUGCAAUCCUCGUUUCUCGAUCCCCGUUUCCAGAGUUUGCAGAGUGCGGAAGACGUGGCUACCAUUAAAUGUGCACUGAAGAAAUUGAACGAUGCCGAUCCGGAUAUACCGGAUCCAUUGUUCAUCAAAAAGGAAACAUCACUCGCAGUGUCCUCACCAGUCAACAAACAGAAGUCAGUUGGACUCAAGUUUUUCUUCGGCAACAAGGAACAGAAAGCGACACCCAACAAAAGCAUAGAUCGAUUUGACAUGGAGUUCAACAGCUACAAUGCAAACGCCGACGCAAACCUGGACCAACUGGUGCUGUCGUGGUGGAAGGAGUCAGCGUUGUUGUAUCCAAAUCUGAAGAAAAUUGCGAACCGUUUCAACUGCGUACUGCUUAGCGUCCAAAAAUGCGAACCAAAUUUGCAGAAGCAAAUUUCAUUCUUCGAAAAGCGAGCCAUGUGCAGUGGCAAUUCAGUUGACUGCUUGUUAUGGCUGCAUCAAAAUCGAAUGAAUUAAUAAAUUGAGAUCUUUGAACCGGGAGAAAA
This is a messenger RNA of Bradysia coprophila, 2339 nucleotides long. Its product is annotated as DNA replication-related element factor. The record is from RefSeq and is a predicted model, not a curated record. Gene Ontology annotation, molecular function: DNA binding. Lineage: Eukaryota; Metazoa; Arthropoda; Insecta; Diptera; Sciaridae.